CUUUUGUUGGAGGCAGUCGGCAACCAAGCCCAGUCCUUGUUCGGAAGACUUAGGAUGUUUUGAUGGAGAGGAGUAGGGUAUUUCCCCGAAAUGUCGGAAUAGGAAGUCAUAUUGCCGAAAAUAUUACCAAGAAAUCAACGCCCUAAUGACUAAGGUAGAUUCCAGAUUCGCCAGUAGAUUGUUCCAUUCCUCACGUGAACUGGACAGAUCGAUUCGGAUCCGAAGACCGAAGGUGGACAAAACUCUAAAACUAACCGGUGAAGAAAAAUACACGAGGGGUUAAGUUUCUAAAGAAACUGUGGUACGUCGGUGGGAGAGUAUAAAAGGAACACAAUGGUUAGUGAUGGUCUUGAGCUAUAGAAGUAUUCAGUUGAGAUAACAAAUAAAGAUGGCUUGUGGGGAAGGAUUUGAAUAUAUAAAUAUUGUGCCAAAGAAGCUACCAGUUACCUCAGAAAAUGGAGUGGUGAUAGUUGACUUGACAUCAUAUGAUCCAGUAACCUCUGAAGAGUUUCCUGAAUUCUCAAGCAUCCAGGAUCUUCAAGAUUUGAGAUUUUUCUCCAACUACCUCAAAGAAAUUCCUGAACAGUUUUUUGAGAUCAACCACCACCUUAAAUCUCUGUUUAUGUGUUGUAGUACCAUCAAACCAGACAAUGGUCUUUUGCGACUGCCAACACGUUUUAACUGCUUUUCUCACCUGGAAGAGCUUCAUUUAGUUGGAAAUCACUUUGAGGGGUUUCCUUUGCCUAUUUGUAACCUUGGCAAUGUUAAGACACUGUACAUGGAUAACUGCACUCUCACAAAGAUUCCCAAAGAAAUUAAGAACAUGUCAAGUCUUGUGGUUGUGGACUUCAGCUAUAACAGUUUUGGUAAUCCUGACAGUUUACCAAAAGAAUUUUUCCAAUUGCCAAAUGUCAAGGAUUUAUACUUAAUAGAUUGUCAGUUAAACGAGCUUCCCUCAGACAUAGGAGGAUUAAGGAACCUAGAAGGCUUAAGAAUUGGAAAGAAUAACCUUACUAAGCUUCCAGAUGAACUGUUUGAUUUGCCCAAACUCAGUAAACUUAGUGUUGAAGGAAACAAGAUAUCAGAGCUAUCCCCAAACAUUUGCCAGCUUCAUUCUUUGAAACUCCUCUUGAUUAUGGAGAACAGGCUGAUCACUUUGCCAGAAGAAAUCAGGAAUUUAUCAAACUGCAUCCAUAUCAAUUUGUUUGAUAACAAACUUACAUAUCUUCCUCGCUCUAUCAUCGAAAUGCCAAAGCUUGAAACUUUAAUUGUGGAUGGGAACAAUAAUCUGCGGAAUCCACCUCUAGAUGUCUGCUCUCGCGGCCUUGACAGUAUCAGGGGCUAUUUCGAAACCCUAGAUGCCCAGGAUGUGAAUACAGAGACAGUUGAUUCACAGCGUUUGGAGGUUGUCCUUUUGGGUGAAUCAGGAGCUGGAAAGUCAAGUCUUGCCUAUGCUCUUGUUCAUGCAAAAGCACUUCUGCACCCAGAUAAUGAAGCACACAGUACAGUGGGUGUGGAUUUCUUUAAUUGGAGACCAUUUGCCAGUGUCAUAGAGUUUCAUAUUGUGGAUUGUGCAGGGCAGAGGGGGUACCAGUUGACACAUCCAUUUUUUUUGUCCUCAGAGGCCCUACAUAUCUUGGUCGUGGAUCUCUUUAAGUAUGAACCAACUGAAAGCUGUUUUCAGAAGACUGUUGGUGAUUGGCUGGAUCUGGUCACAUCACGCAUCUUGAAGCCAAGGAUAAUGAUUGUGCCCACUCACUUGGAUAAGUUUGACCCCAGUGAUACCAGCACUGUUAUUUGCUACUGUAAGGAUAUCUUGAAGCGAGUGCAAGAUUACUGCAAAGGUCAAAAAGCUCUGAUUGAGUAUGAAAUUUCAGAAAAAAGGAAGAAAGGCCUUAAGAAUCCUUUGAAGGGAGGCUCAAACCCAGAGUGGAAGAUAGACAACCCUCCAAUUAUUUCUUCUGUUCUACAUCAUGCUUUUUAUGAUGCUUUGCAGGAGCCACCCCCAACUGAGCCAGUUUGCAACACAAGUUACAUCGCCAUGGUACCUGUUAGUAAUGUCAGUGAGCUAACUGGGAUAAAUGCGUUACAAGAUGAGAUCAUACGUAUUGCUGAAGAUAGAGAACUCUUUCCAUCUGUUGGCAGAGAUUUGCCUGAAGAGUGGGUCAAACUUGAAGUGGCAUUGAGGAAGAGUAGAGAAAAUGACCAGGUUCGUUGUAUGUCUUAUGAAGAUUUUGAAAAGUUUGCCAGAGAACACACUGGUCUUUCUAAGAUGGGAUUGCGCUCAGCAGUAACAUAUCUAGAUUCAAUUGGCGAAUUGCAUUAUUACAAGGAUAUUCCUUCAUUGCACAAGAAUGUGUUCAUUGAUCUUCGAUGGCUGGCAAAAUUGGUGAAGUGCCUUUUCCGACAUGACCUGCAGGAGACAUUGAACUUUGAUGAAAGCUUUCAAAGGUUUGGGAUGAUUCGUGGGUAUUUUGAUGAACUCAAGAAAAACCUUAUUCAGGAAGCAAGGUUGUCAAAGGCUCUCUUGAGAUGUCUCUGGGCAGAGAUUGAACUAGAUGAAGCCAUGUUUCUCCAGAUGGUCGAACUUCUUCAUCAUCUUGGUCUUGCAUGUCGUCUGCCCACAGAUGAUCCUGACAACUUUAACCUUUUAGUUCCUUGGUUUUUGACUGAUUAUCCUGAAGAAGUUGAAGGUCUGUCAGAAAACCUGACUGAUGAUGAGGUAGAGAUUAACUUGCUGUUUAUGAUGUCCUACUUACCCCCUGGUUUGUUUGAUCGCUUACGUGUUCGCUGCUGUUCACUGGGAUUUGACUUUUACAACUGGAAAGAUCACUUGCUGUUGUUUGGGAAUUAUGAAAGAAUCCUGAUUCAUAAACAUAGUUACCCUGCAGGAGCUGAUUCAAGCUCACCAGCCAUUUACAUCAAAGGAAGAGGGAUAAAGGCAGAAUUAAAUUCACUAUGGAAAAUUCUUUUGAACAUUUUUGAGGAGACAGAUGCCCUGUUAACUGAAUGGCAAAGACUGAGUGUUCAGCGUUUUGCUCUGUGCCCACCAUGUACACAGAAAAAGAAGGCCAACCCAUGUCUCUUCCAAUUCAACUGGAUGAGCUCUGCUUCAGCAAGAAAGCACAGUUGGCCUCGGACCACUAAGAUAUGCAAUGCAGGGCCAGGUAUCUUCCGUGGAGAAAAGUUUGAUGCCAACCUCAUCUUUCCUCCUCCUGACAUUGUAAAUCAAUUACUUGAUUCUAAAUGGCCACAACUUCCGAAGCCAGUUUCAGAAAUUGUCCCUGACUCCCUCAUUGCAGACCUCUCUCAAAAAAUUCCUAUGGAAUGGAAGCUAUUGGCAAGUUAUUUGGAUUUGAACGCUGAUCAUGUUGCCACUAUUGAUCAAGAAAAUACCAUAAUUGCUGAAAAGGUUAUUGCCAUGUUCAAUGCAUGGAAACAUGCGCAGGGAGCAAAUGUAACUCGCAGUAAACUAGUGACUGCUUUGGUUGGUGUUGGAAGAAAAGACUUAGCUGAAAAAGUUCUCACCUACCAGAAGGAAUGAUUCUUUUUCUUAGUGUGGCAGAGAAGGUAAUGGUUUCAAACAGGGACGGGAUGGAAAGGAGACUGCAAAAUUUGAAGCUACUGUUUUUUAAAAGAUAAACUUGAUGGCAUUUUUGCUUGAGGGGGUGUUAAAAUUAACUUGAUUCUUGGAGACAAUUCUGUUUUAUGAGCAAGGGACUACAAGACCUUUGAGCAUGUUGAGGAAGGAAGGAAUAAUUAUUAUUUAAUUCUAAGGUGGAAAUGGUUUAAUCAACAUUAAAUAAUUCUUUAAAUUUAUUGAAUAGGAUUUUUUUUUGAUAAUACUAAUGAUUGAUGGAAACCUAGAAAAAAUAAAGAUAAAUGGAGUUUUCUAAAAUAUGACAAUAUUUUAUUGGUUGCUUUUCUUUUUUACCUGUAGUUGUGAAACUGAUUGUAUAGUUUUGUGUGGUUUUUAUAUGUUUUGACAUAGUUUAGAUUAGUUUGAAAUUAUUUUAUUCACACCAGGAAAUUAACUGGCUUUGUGGAGAUGAAUUUCAAAAGCAUCAAGUCACUGGCAACAGAGCUGAAACACAUCAGCACAUGUUGGUGACUUUUGCCGGCUUGUGCUUGAAACGAUGGGAACAUCAGCCUUAAAUGCUGGAAUUGUGAAAAAUUGUAAAGGAGUGAGGUUUACUCCCCAAGUUGAGACAAAAGCAGAGAAAUCAUUUGUUUCAGACAGUCCUUCAAACUGUGAACUGCUGCACUGUGAUUUCAAAAAUGUGCUUUGUGUAGGCUGAGCUACAGUAAUAUCUGUAGGUGAGCUGGGCAGUCCUCAGCCAGAGUCUUUUUCAAGUCUGCUUGAAGCUCAGUCACCACUGGCACAUUCUAGCCUCAUGUUUGUUAUUGAGUCCCCUGCACAAAUAAGUUUCAAAACUUUCAAUGAAAAUUGAUUCACAAUUGAUGACAAUCGAUUACAACCAACAACACAAUUUUAAUGUUAAUAAAAUUUGGUUGUGUCACAAUUGACAUCAAUGUUAUGAAAAUGAUACACAAAUGAUACUACCCUUUUCAUAGUGUUAAUGAGGUGUUGAAAGUUGUAACAGUUACUGAGGAUAGUUCUUAAAAUGUUACUGUAAUCUGUUAAUAGGUAGGCUCACGAAGAGAAGCAAUGUCAUUUUCGUGAAACAAAUUCUUUCUUCUUUUUUCCCUGUUUGUUAAGACACAAGUGAUUGAUUUUUAAACAAAGAGAAACAUAGGAGAAUUCUUUGUACAUUGACUUGAAAAAGACAUUGCUCCAUUCAAAUUCCAGCUCAUUUAAAAUAUAGAAGCUCUAUUAGACAUUUUGGUAAAACACUUUUUAAAACUAGUUGCAGCUUUGUGUCUUUAAGAGAUAAAGAAGUGAAAAUCAAAUACAGCAGAGGUGCUUGCUGGUAAAGUAUUGCAUAUAUAAGGUAUAAAAACAGCUCUGACUGUAACCAAUCAUCACUCAGUCCUUUCAAGACACAACAAAAGUCAACUUGAAGUAAAAAUCUUACAGGGAGCACUUAAGAUUUCCUUUAUUUUCUUAGUUUGUUGUACUUUAAGCAAACAGCCAACUUUUCACACUUCAGGUCACAAGCUAAAACACUGGGUCCAGAUGGUAAACUUCCUGGGUAAAGGAAGGAAUGAAAAGGAAAACCCUUGUUUUUUUACAACUAUUUUGUUUUGUCAAUGACCGUGAAUAUAUGAAAAUCAUAUGCAUGAACUGCAGUUAAAGAAAUAAAAAUGAA
This is a messenger RNA of Pocillopora verrucosa, 5270 nucleotides long. RefSeq names its product malignant fibrous histiocytoma-amplified sequence 1 homolog. The record is from RefSeq and is a predicted model, not a curated record. Gene Ontology annotation, molecular function: protein binding. NCBI's taxonomy places the organism in Eukaryota, Metazoa, Cnidaria, Anthozoa, Scleractinia, Pocilloporidae. Gene Ontology annotation, biological process: signal transduction.